AAGAUAAUACUACAUACAAAAUCAUUUUCAAAGACCUGAACUUUGCAGUGUUUUCGGCGUUGACGUAACUCUAGAAUGUUUACAUUGAGACUUUAAGAUAAGAAAAGUUGAAAAGAGUGUUAAUAUAUGGAGUAAAGCAAGAUGAAACUUUUCAUACUCUGUGUAGUAACAUGCGUUCUUCGAGUCAAAGUUUAUGCAGACUAUGACUGUCUAUGCAAUUAUCGUGUAGAGACGCCUUUGUUUGGACAACAAAAUGAAAAUUCUAGUCCAGUUGCCUACAUGUAUGAAUUUGACUGCAAGCCGGCUAUAUCUAAAGGUGACACACAGGAAACAUGGUUUGCGGUCAUGAACGAACAUGCUGUCGCCUAUGUGCAUAAGGACAGCGGGUUGCAGGUUCAACUCUGCGCUGGUAGCAUACCAUCAGAAGACAAGUUGUUUCCAACAACUCUACUUCCGGUCACAAGCACAGCUUCUACAACGCAAUUACCAACGAGCGCCUCUACAAGGGAGAUAACGGCUACAAUGUUGAAGACAACAACUACUGUGACUUCCAAAAAACUUGAAAUGACAACUAGCACGACAGAACCGUCUACAAGACCAUCUAGCACAUUUAAACCCCAAACUACAAGAUCAACCUCUACACAAACAACAAAGUUAUCCACUUUAAUAUCUACACCGUUCACUAACAGCGCCACAACUAAAGCAGCUACACGCACUACACAGAGAACCACGCAAGAUUUCACAUCACAACCGACUGCUAGUUGGACAAGAACAACUGACUGGCUCAUUCAUUGGAAUAUAACACAUCAACCUUAUACCACUGAGUAUCCACAUACUAAGAAUUAUUACCAUUCAACCAAGAAACCGCAUCACUAUUCUACAGACUGGCUCAUUCAUUGGAAUGUAACUCAUCCACCUUUUACGACAGAUUAUUACCAAACAAGUUAUCAUUCAACUUAUUCUCAUGGAAACUUAAAUUUAUGCCCAGGCCUUCUUAGACGAUCCGUCGAUCAUACGUUGUUGAGACAGUACGGAAAUCAUUGUUACGAGCUUGUCCACACAUCAAAGAACUGGCACGGGGCAGAGAACGACUGCUGGAACAGGAUUGGACAUGGCGGGGAACUGCUAGAAAUUUACACAGAGGACAUUCAAAAUUACAUAAUGAAUUUUCUACGAGAAGUAAAUAACCAGAGAUAUUUGUGGAUCGGACUAGAAGAUAUUGAUAGAGAGGAACAUUUCAUGUGGGAUUCUGGAACAAAAGUUACCUAUACUAACUGGACUCCUAAUAGAAAGAGUAACCAUUUACCUCAUGGACAAGAAGAUUGUGUGUGAUGCUAUUACUGAAUGGAAAAUGGGACGAUGUAUUAUGCUCUCAUAACGGGUUCAGCCGACGCUUCCUUGUGAACAGCAACAACAUCAACGUUGUCCGUCCCUAUAUCUGCCAAUACCCAACACACGCACCUCAUAAUGGAUAAUUUGACGCAUGCUGCACAUACAGUUUGAUUCUUUUCAUAAAUGAUUUCUUUUCCUCUCCAAAAAAAUUAUUGAUCGUUUUGUUUCUUGCAGUUCUGUUGAUUUUGUAAAGAUAUAUAUCUAAUUCAACAAUGUUUUGUUGAUUAAUAAAAUUAGAACAAAACUCCCAUUAAAAAAACUCUUUUUUCA
This is a messenger RNA of Ruditapes philippinarum (Manila clam), 1662 nucleotides long. RefSeq names its product aggrecan core protein-like. NCBI's taxonomy places the organism in Eukaryota, Metazoa, Mollusca, Bivalvia, Venerida, Veneridae. The record is from RefSeq and is a predicted model, not a curated record. The coding region runs from base 142 to 1332 and encodes 396 amino acids. The transcript is spliced from 8 exons.